Messenger RNA from Homalodisca vitripennis (glassy-winged sharpshooter), 1505 nucleotides. RefSeq names its product protein SDA1 homolog. Gene Ontology annotation, biological process: ribosomal large subunit export from nucleus; ribosomal large subunit biogenesis. The record is from RefSeq and is a predicted model, not a curated record. The transcript has 13 exons. Gene Ontology annotation, cellular component: nucleolus. The annotation marks the transcript as partial. NCBI's taxonomy places the organism in Eukaryota, Metazoa, Arthropoda, Insecta, Hemiptera, Cicadellidae.
GUUGUUGUGACAGCUCUAAAAUUCUUUGUCAGUUCAAAUGUCACUAAAGAAGAUGAGGAGGAUAGUGACUCAGAUGACGAGCCAAAUACGAAAGAAGUGGCAAUGGCCAACAAAGUUAAUAAAAAAACAAGAAAAAGAGAAAAACAACUCAAGAAAGUAAAACAGCUAGUCCAGAAGUCGAAAAAGAAAAAAGCAGCAGCUCCAGUUUAUAAUUUCUCAGCUCUCCAGCUAAUCCAUGAUCCUCAAGGUUUAGCUGAGAAGCUAUUUCAUCAGCUUGAAUCUACCCAUGAAAGGUUUGAAGUGCGUUUAUUAACAAUUGACGUUAUUUCAAGAUUGAUUGGCUUGCAUCAGCUAAUUCUCCUAAACUUUUAUCCUUAUAUUCAAAAAUUUCUUCAACCACAUCAAAAAGAGGUCACAAAGUUGUUGGUGUAUAUUGCUCAAGCCUCCCAUGAACUGCUUCCUCCUGAUGUUUUAGAGCCUGUGUUGAAAACUCUGGUCAAUAACUUUGUAACUGAAAGGAACUCUUCAGAUGUCAUGGCUAUUGGGCUGAAUGCAGUUCGGGAAAUGUGUUCACGCUGUCCUCUUGUGAUGAAUGAGGAUCUCCUGAGAGACCUGGUGCAAUACAAGUCACAUAGAGAGCGUAGUGUCAUGAUGGCUGCCCGUUCUCUCAUCCAGUUGUAUCGUCAUACCAUGCCAAAAAUGUUGCACAAGAAAGAUAGGGGAAGACCAACAGAAGCAUCAGUGGAGCUAAAGAUGAAAAACUUUGGAGAGAUAGAUGUACAAGAAUAUGUCCCAGGGGCAGAAGUUUUGCUUGAAGAAAACAAGGCUGAGGAACAAGACAGUGAUGAAUCAGACUCAGACAGUGAUAAUGAAUCGUGGGUUGAUAUUUCACAUUCUGAAGAUGAAAUUAGUUCAGUCGUGGAAAAGGACAAAGAUAUGAACCAAACUGAUGAAAUUGAUGGAAAAGAUACAGAUUUGUCAAAAGAAAAGGAUGACUGUAAAGAAGCUCUAGAACUGAAAAAGAAACAAGCUGCUGAAGUAAGUGUAAUGCGUAUUCUUACUGAUGACGACUUUAAGGAAAUUGAUGCUGCUCUGAUUCGAAAACAAGUAGAGGCUCCCAAGAAGGGAGUCAAAAGAAAAAUGGAAGACUUAAAAGAAAAAAAGGAAUUAGUGUCUCUAGCAGAUAUUGAAAAUAUUUACAAAAAAAGAAAACAUGACAGACAAGCUCGGAUUGAAUCUGUAAAGAAAGGACAAGAAGGAAGGGAGAAGUUUGGCUACAAGGAUGGAAGACUGAAUCCCUUUUCAAGUAAAACUAACAGAGAAAAGAAGAAGAACAAGAAUUUUAUGAUGAUAAAACAUAAAGUCAGAGGGAAAACAAAGCGUUCCUUUAAAGACAAACAGAUUGCACUGAGAAAUUAUUUGAUCAAGCAAAAGAAAAUGAGAUGAUCCUGAGGUAACAUAUUUGUUAUAAAUGGAAAAUAAAUGUUAUUGUAUGUUAAUAUAAA